Messenger RNA from Prorocentrum cordatum, 2477 nucleotides. The record is from the annotation of a GenBank genome assembly. NCBI's taxonomy places the organism in Eukaryota, Dinophyceae, Prorocentrales, Prorocentraceae.
GUGAGGAGAAGGAGAGGGAGGAGGAAGAGAGGAGGACAGAAGAGAGAGGAGAGCGACUGAACCAUGAAGGGAAAACCACGAAAAUGGAUGCCGAUCUCUGGAGCCGUCGGACAGCGCCGAGGCGCUUCGGGCGUCGAGGGCAGCUCAUCACAGCCCCUUUUCGUACGCGCAGCGCCUCGAAUUGUCGUACAGAUGACGUCAAGCUCAAGUUUCCACUCCCACAUCGCUCUGAACACCGACAAUGCUCGUUGCCCGCCUUGUCUGCAUGCGCCGGCAGUCGCAGUGUGGGAGCCUGGGAUGGCGUCCAGCUCCAGCUUCACCUCCCGCACCUCGCCGAGUAUCACCAGGGCCCGUUGCCACAGCUCGCCCUUCUCGCAAGCGCUGAUCCCAGAUUUGCGUCUGUCUAGUGUGAACACACACAGCAAGUUCUCAAGCGAUGCGGCAGGCUAACAUGGCGAAUCUGAAAUAUUGGCGACCACCUGUUGGCCCGGGGGGCAGUCCACCGUGUCCCGCACGCAUGUAGCUGAUGACGUCGGGCUCCAGCUUCGAUUCCCAUAUCUUGCUGAGCAGUGCUAAAGCCCGCUGUCACUGCUCGCCCUCCCCCUGGACUCCGCAGGUACAGCUGCUGCCACUGAUGUCGGCAGAUUUGCCCAUACGCAAAUCUCAAUACCCAGUGACUCAAAGCAGCGACGUACCUCUUCAUCGAUAUCGUCUGGCAAAUCCAGAAAGAGCUUCGUCGGAACUUGUGGUGGGCCCAACUGAUAAAGAACAGUGCGCCCAUAGACUGCUUCAUCUGGUCAAUAGAGGCGCCCAGCUUCACUUCGCGAAGAUCUAACCAGGCAAGGGUGCCGCUUUCGUCCACGUGGGACUUCACAACAUCGGUGAAGGAGGUAAGGCCACCCACAGCGCCAAUGCCCGUCGUAGCCUCUAGUUUGCCAGGGGAUUGUCUGCGAAUCCACUGCUGCGAGACAGCAGCCUCGGAGGUGGCAACUGCGCUGCCACGUCGUACACGGUUGAUGUUACAAAUGCGCCUGCUCCCGCUACGACGCUUGAGAGGGCUCAUUUCUGUGGGGCACACACGAUUGCGAGCCUGCCUGGAUCGUCUGCGUUUUCAGCGCUUGUGCGACAUGUCAGAUCAGCCUCUUCGGGUCUGCAUUUGCCGUUUGAGCGUAAAUCAGUGAUGACGCUCGGCUCAAGCGUUGUCUCACGCAUCUCAUUCAGCUGUACCGAAGCCCGCUGCCACUGCUCGCCACUCUCGCAAACACUGGUCCCAUCGCUGUACCCGAUGGUGUUGGGCUAUAACUUUGCCUCCUGCAUCUUGCUCAUCAGCGCCAAAGCCCACUGCCAUUUCUCGCCCUGCUCGCCCGCGCCGACCCCAGCAUUGUAGCUUGUGGCGGCGUUGGGCUUCAGCUUCGUCUUGCGCAUCUCGCUGAUCAGCGCCCAAGCCCGCUGCCACUGUUGGCCCUUCUCGCACGCGCUGACCCCAACGCUGUAGCUGACUAACGUCGGGCUCCAGCUUCGCCCCCCGCAUCUCGCUCAGCACGGCCAGGGCCCGCUGCUACUGCUCGUCCUUCUCGCACGCGCUGAUCCCAGCGGUGUAGCUAGAAGACGUCGGGCUCCAGCUUCGCCUCCCGCAUCUCGCUCAGCAGCGCUAGGGCCCGCUGCCACUGCUCGCCCUUCUCGCACGCGCUGAUCCCAGCGCUGUAGCUAGAUGAUGUUGGGCUCCAGCUUCGCCUCCCGCAUGUCGCACAGCAGCGUCAACGCUCGCUGCCACUGCUCGCCCUUCUCGCACGCGCUGAUCCCAGCGCUGUAGCUAGAUGACGGUGGGUUUCAGCUUUGCCGUCCACAUCUCGCUCAGCAGCGCCAGGGCCCGCUGCCACAGCUCGCCCUUCUCGCACGCACUGAUCCCAGCGUUGUAGCUGAUGGCGUCGGGCUCCAGUUUCGCCGCCCGCAUCUCGCUCAUCAGCGCUAGGGCCCGCUGCCACUGCUCGCCCUUCUCGCACGCGCUGAUCCCAGCGCUGUAGCUGUGACGUCGGGCUCCAGUUUCGCCUCCCGCAUCUCGCUCAGCAGCCCCAGGGCCCGCUGCCAUUGCUCGCCCUUCUCGCACGCGCUGAUCCCAGCCGCUGUAGCUGAUGACGUUGGGCUCCAGCGUCGCCUCCCACAUCUCACUGAGCAGUGACAGCGCGUGUUGCCAUUGCCCGCCUUGUCUGCAUGCGCCGACAGUCGCCAUGUAGUGGCUUGGGUGGAGUUGCACACCUAAUCGAAUUCCGUCGCGCAGCACCUGCAGUGCUGCGCUCCAUUGUUUUGUCCGACCGCAGUCUUUGAUCGACGCUUCGAGGGAAAUAGCGCCUCCUCGAGACCCUCGACCGAUGUCCAACAUCCGAAAAGACAAGGCAUCGCGGCGUGAGCCAAAACUACCUUGGGUCAAAUGGCUUCAGCUAAAGGCUUCAACCAAAAUGGCUUGAGCCAAAAUAGCU